This is a messenger RNA of Owenia fusiformis, 1536 nucleotides long. Lineage: Eukaryota; Metazoa; Annelida; Polychaeta; Sabellida; Oweniidae. The record is from the annotation of a GenBank genome assembly.
UUCACUUUCAUGUUGACAACUUUAGGCACUUUGGUUUGAGACUAUAUUUUUCACUCAAACACACCAAAUGAGCAAAAUAAACAGAUGUAAUGGUACAUCAAAUUAAAGUGUUGAAUUAAAUGGAUAUUUAAUGGAUCAUGACUGGAUCAUGGUACCAUAUUUCCAGAUUUCAAUAAUCUCGUAAAUAUUCGUCUGCUCGAGAUCCAACAUGGCGGGUGCGGUACGCAACAUUUCUAAAAUUUCUCGACUUUUGUCAUCUAGCCCAUCUACACAGCAGUUGGGAGAUUUACAAAGAUGCUUUUUGCGAUGCAUGUCAACUGGAAAGUUUGAGAAUAUCCUGGUAGAAAAGAGGGGAGAAAAGAAAAAUGUUGGACUUAUCCAGUUGAAUCGUCCAAAAGCUCUGAAUGCUCUUUGUGAUGCCCUUAUGAAAGAACUAGGAACAGCUUUAGAUGAGUUUGAAAAUGAUCCAGAGGUUGGUUGCGUGGUUCUUACUGGAAGUGAAAAGGCCUUUGCAGCUGGUGCAGAUAUUAAAGAAAUGCAGGGAUUAACUUUUUCUCAAACUUUUGGAGGGGGAUUUUUAAAUCAUUGGAAUCGUCUAGCAUCAAAUAAAAAGCCUGUCAUCGCAGCAGUGAAUGGUUUUGCACUAGGUGGUGGUUGUGAAGUGGCCAUGAUGUGUGAUAUAAUCUACGCUGGGGAGAAAGCAAAAUUUGGCCAGCCAGAAAUCUUACUUGGAACAAUACCAGGUGCAGGUGGAACUCAAAGACUCCCCAGAGCUAUAGGCAAAUCUAAGGCAAUGGAGAUGGCCCUUACUGGAGAUAUGAUCAAUGCUGCAGAUGCAGAAAAAGCUGGUCUUGUGAGCAAAGUUUUCCCUCCUGGUGAAUUGGUAGAUGCUGCUGUAAAAACCGCUGAGAAAAUAGCCAGUCACUCCAAACUUAUAGUAGCAAUGUGCAAAGAAUCAGUAAAUACAUCUUACGAACUUACAUUGAAUGAGGGAAUGCACUUUGAAAAGAGAAUAUUCCAUGCAACAUUUGCCACAAAAGAUCGAAAGGAGGGAAUGACUGCAUUUGUGGAGAAAAGACCCGCUAACUUCACAGAUGAAUAAACAAUGUCAGGGUAAUAAGUUGUAGUAGACACACUGAAGAAAUCUGCAAUAUUACAGUGAAUAGAUGACCUGAAGAGACUGAAUGAUUACAUCCUGACAAUUAUAGUGCUUUGUCAAAAUGUACUUUUGGUAUUAUUUUGAGAUCUCUAUCAUUUAGGGCCAGGAUCUGAUUGAUUUCAAUGUAGUAUACACAUGUAUUCUUGUAAGGACUGAAUGAAAAAGUGAAGUAAGAAUAAUCAUGACAAAGGAGAUUACGUUGUGAUUAUAAUGGGUAGUAAUAGUAUCAAGGCCAGUUAUACUGUGAGCUCAUGAUAUAAUUGAGACACACUUAAUAUUAGCACUCAACAAGCAACAACUCACUGAGAAGCCAAAUUAUGAAAGAUUAUAAAAACAUUUUGUAUGUACCAAUAAAUUAUGAUUUUUGAAACAAAAAA